Molecule: messenger RNA, 1494 nt
Organism: Brachypodium distachyon (stiff brome)
Lineage: Eukaryota; Viridiplantae; Streptophyta; Magnoliopsida; Poales; Poaceae
Exons: 2
Coding region: 266-1348 (360 amino acids)
Source: RefSeq, a predicted model, not a curated record
AGUCAAUCUCCCCCGCGGUCCAUGAUCUAUGGGGACUGAACGCCCGCUGUUUGCUUCACUCCCCGCCGCCGCAAUCCCGCACAAAACCCUCGCCGCCGCAAAAAGCCCUCGCUGUCGCGGUGGGAGAUCCUCCGCUGUCGCCAUGCCUCUCUAGAGGGAAGCGAUGGACGCCCUCGGCUAGUUCAUAGCCAGUCAGCAUGCGAGUCGGAUUCGGCGCACAGAAAUCACAUAGUCCCGCCGGAGAGGAGGAAGUCGAGUAGUCGACAUGUCUAAGCGGCAGUACAUGCUCCAGCCAUGUUGCCACACGGCCAAGCGGCGGCCGCAUGAACCGCGACAGCAUGUCUAUCUCGUGGUCGAUGACUGGGAAAGGGGAUACAGCGUCCGCAAGGUAGACGUCGACGUCUUCGACUCUUACGCCGGCGCCGACCUGGAUGAGCAGGCUGAGCCCCUCCCAGAUCCCCCCGUUGUGCGCUUUGACGGCCCUCACUGCCGUUUGCAUCAUUUCGGCGGGCAUGGCACCAACAUACUGGCCAUGCCGGUCUCGAGCACCGCUGACAGCUCGUUCCCUGUAUUCGACACAAAAACGCUGGGACUCAGCCUCUGCGCACACCCCAACGGCGAGAAGGUAUGGCGCAAGCCUGUCUUCGCAUCUGUUGCCGGCAAGCUUUACAUGAUGGUGGGAUCCUGCGUAUGUGUGCUUGAUGCCCCGCCAUGCCGCGACAUCAUUGACGAACACACACAGUGGUCUUGGACCAUAUGCUCAGCCUUGGCUCCGCUGCAGUCUGCUCACAUCGUGUCCUACGCGGUGCACCCUGACGGCCGGUCACUCUUCGUCUCUGAAGUGGCAAGCACCUUCUGCUUGGACACUGGGAACCUCGGCUGGACAUGCCAAGGCAAAUGGGUCAUGCCAUUCAAAGGCCAAGCCUACUUUGACGGCGAGCUUGAUGCUUGGGUAGGAUUCUGCCGUCACAAAGGCGGCGUUGGCUACGUCUGCUCCUGCGAUGUUCCGCCUGUUGCCACGGCUGCCAAAUGCGGUAGCAUGCCAGCUUGGAAGCUCGGAAAGGACCAGCUCUUCUCUGCAGACAAUGAGAGGCACCUAGGUGCCACCCUUCUCCAUCUGGGGAACAGCGACUACUGCCUAAUUGAGUCUCUCGUGCACAAGGAUGAUCAGCCUUUCGAACUCUGUCAUGGGCCACGCCGCCGUGUGUUGUACAUGACAAGGUUUGUUCUCAAGUAUGAUAAAAAUGGAGACCUCCGGACAACACGGCUAAGAGUGCACUCCUACGACAUGACUGAAGCGCAUAUAUUUAAUGACAUCUGUUCUACUCCUGUGGCAUUCUGGAUGUAGCCAACUUUUUUAUGAGCCCCCCCUCGGUGUAUUUUUAAGUCAAGUUUGAAACAUUCCUCAGUUCGAAGCUUUCAGAUUCCAAUUGCGACUGAAUGCUAUAGUUUCUGUUGUAAGUUCAAAUCAUGAGUUGAAAGUUUCAUUUGCUA